Triticum aestivum (bread wheat) is the source of this 1537-nucleotide messenger RNA. RefSeq names its product ABC transporter I family member 6, chloroplastic. Gene Ontology annotation, molecular function: ATP hydrolysis activity; ATP binding. The coding region runs from base 79 to 1002 and encodes 307 amino acids. The record is from RefSeq and is a predicted model, not a curated record. Lineage: Eukaryota; Viridiplantae; Streptophyta; Magnoliopsida; Poales; Poaceae. The transcript is spliced from 7 exons.
UGACCCCGUCGUCAUCCGAAGCCGCCGCGAAAGAAGCAUCUUGAGGCGCGCACCUGCUGCCUCGCCCCUGACCUUCCCAUGGCGCCGCCGUUCGCCGUCGCCGCAGUUUCCUCCUCAUCCCCUCUCUUCUCCUCCUCGUCAUCCCGCCCCAUCCUCCGCGGCCACCCGCCGCUGGGUUAUAUCUCCGUGCGGCCACGGCACCGCUCGGCUGUGGCCUCCGCCGCGGCGACCGAGUCCGCUGGAAAGCUCCUUCUCGAGGUACACGGGCUUACCGCCUCCGUCAAGGAGACUGGGCAGCAGAUCCUAAAAGGCGUCGACCUCACCAUCCGCGAGGGCGAGGUUCAUGCGAUCAUGGGGAAGAACGGCUCCGGCAAGAGCACCCUCACAAAGGUUCUUGUUGGCCAUCCACACUACGAGGUAACUGGUGGUACCAUUCUCUUCAAGGGUGAGAACUUAAUUGACAUGGAGCCAGAGGAAAGAUCUCUUGCAGGCCUCUUUAUGAGCUUCCAAGCGCCUAUUGAAAUUCCUGGAGUGAGCAAUUAUGAUUUUCUGCUCAUGGCAAUAAAUGCUCGCAGAGAGAAGGACGGUCUCCCAGCUUUGGGACCUCUUGAGUUCUAUUCUGUUGUAUCACAAAAAGUCGAGGCCUUAAAGAUGGAGCCAAAGAUCCUUGAUCGUAAUGUAAACGAAGGAUUUAGUGGUGGAGAAAGAAAGCGCAAUGAGAUACUGCAACUUUCUGUCCUUGGGGCUGAUUUAGCCCUCCUCGAUGAAAUCGAUUCUGGAUUAGAUGUUGAUGCACUUGAAGAUGUAGCUCAUGCAGUGAAUGGGCUCUUGACUCCCCAAAACUCCGUCCUGAUGAUUACACAUUACCAACGUCUUUUGGAUCUUAUUAAGCCUAGCUAUGUUCACAUCAUGGAAAGUGGCAAGAUAGUGAAGACAGGUGACAGCUCUCUAGCCAGCCACAUCAACGAGGGUGGCUACAAAUCAAUUGCUUAUUUUGUAUAGCAUGAAUAAGCAGGUACCUACUGGACUUGCCAUUGCAUUAAGCACAGUUGCUCGGAGGAAGAAUACUAUUUUCUUCACUAGUUGGGUGUGGUGGACUAUGCAAAAAGUUUCUUAGGUGCAAUCCAGGCAAAUGGUCUAGACUAUUAUCCUUUAUCCGCCAGCCACUAAUGGUGAGUGGCUACUGACUUAGCCGUUCCUGUUGCAUCGCAUUCUUUGCAUUUUUUUUCAAUGCUAACGCAUCCAAUAACAACCGAAUCUUUCUGAGUUGCUGCCGCCUCCCUUCCUGGCCAUGCAAGUUGACCUCGACUUCAUCAAUAUGAUACUCGGUGGUGGACUUUGUCAUGAUUACUUGCAAUCAAAGAUGAACUCUGAAUAAAAAUUUAAGUCGGUGUGAAAAAGGGUGAAAACUGGAUAAUUUUGGAAGUCAGUCAAAAUUUCCUUCUAUGAAAGUAGUCAAGUGUUCUUACUUUGCUGGAGUAGAAUACAUUGCCAUGAUUUGUUUUUUUAUACACAUGGUUUGUUUUAUUCAUCUCUA